AUGCCUUCGCCAAUAAUUUGGCAGAACGAAGCAAAGGACGUCACUCUGAUAGACAUACCACGCUCAAUCGAAUGUGCUCAAGGCACUACAGAGAUACGGCAUCUGCAGUCAACCUCACCACUGGAAGUUCCGUUUCUAUCGAACGAGCCGAAGUCAGCAUCUGGGAAGGCCAGACUACAGCAGCACGAUCGCGAGGACAGACUGCAUGAGGAGUACCGGAGCCUUCUCAAUGCAGCUCUGGAAGAAAUACGGGGAGCCUUUCCGAAGGCUUGGUGUCUUCCGCGCCCGUUCACUAAUGAGAGCACGCCUCAUCAAUCCAAGAAGCGGAAGUUAACACACGACGUCGAUGGCUUCAAGACGAAGGUACAGCCCACGCAGGCCAUUGAGACUGGCGGACGGGGAGCUCUGAGCGACCGGUCUAUCCAGGACCACGCCGAUGAUGGGGAAGCAGUGACUUCCACUGGAGGAUAUCGUACCCGGGUCUCGUUUGAUGCCGAGGAGCGACGUGUGUUCUCUAACACCUCCGAUCAACCAACGACAAUAUACAUACCUGGCAACGGAGACAGCGAAGAGCAUCGCCAUUCUUUCAACAUACCACCGGGCUCGUCCUUCUACCUCGGCGACUGCGCGGACGCAAAGCCCCUCCGUGACGCUGUCAGAGAUCGAGCUCGACAGGCAGACAGUACUCACCUUUUCAAUUUCAUCCUGCUUGAUCCGCCGUGGCCAAAUAGUUCCGUGAAGCGAACCCAUCACACGCCUAGCUCAACAUACGCCACCUCGCCUUCACUUUGGGAUCUGCGGGAGAUGCUACUGGAUACGAAGAUCGAGCUGCUCAUGGCUGAGGAGUGCCUGAUCGGCGUCUGGAUCACGAAUAAGCCUGCAGUGAGAGAACUGGUGCUCCAUGACGAUGGCCUGUUCGCCUGCUGGGGUGUUCAGCUUGUCGAGGAGUGGGCAUGGCUGAAGACGACUAUACAUGGUGAGCCUGUCUCGCCGCUUGACGCUGUGUGGAGGAAGCCGUAUGAGGUUUUGUUGCUAGGGAGGAAGCGACGGAAGGUUGCAGCACCCGACGAUGCGGAAGUAAAGACAUCGAACGUACAGCGUAAGGUCAUGCUGGCGGUGCCGGACUUGCAUUCGAGAAAACCGUGCCUGAAGGAGCUCAUCGAGCCUAUGAUGCCCGAUCCGAAGAGGUACAGAGCAUUGGAAGUCUUCGCAAGAUACCUUGUCGCGGGCUGGUGGAGUUGGGGCAACGAAUGCAUAAAGUUCAACUGGGAGUGCUACUGGCAGAAAGAGUGUGAAAAGCCAGAAAAACUUGCUUUGGCCAAUGGCUGA
This is a messenger RNA of Saxophila tyrrhenica, 1329 nucleotides long. RefSeq lists its product as uncharacterized. Gene Ontology annotation, molecular function: methyltransferase activity. Gene Ontology annotation, cellular component: nucleus. The record is from RefSeq and is a predicted model, not a curated record. The transcript has a single exon. NCBI's taxonomy places the organism in Eukaryota, Fungi, Ascomycota, Dothideomycetes, Mycosphaerellales, Extremaceae. Bases 1 to 1329 code for a protein of 442 amino acids.